Messenger RNA from Girardinichthys multiradiatus, 965 nucleotides. It is a transcript of the gene tm4sf5, whose product is annotated as transmembrane 4 L six family member 5. Gene Ontology annotation, cellular component: membrane. The record is from RefSeq and is a predicted model, not a curated record. The transcript has 5 exons. Lineage: Eukaryota; Metazoa; Chordata; Actinopteri; Cyprinodontiformes; Goodeidae. The coding region runs from base 171 to 776 and encodes 201 amino acids.
GUGUUUGACUUUCACCUCGUCAGAGUCAGCGGUGAUCUCCUCUCUAGUUCACAGCCUUUUAUAGUUUCGUCACUUUUCCUUCACUGGUUUUCAGCUCCAAGAGGUGAUCAGCGAAGGGAGAGCAGACACAUUGUUAGACCGAGGGACAAACGGAAAAUUAAUCUGCCAGGAUGUGCUGUACUGGAAAGUGUGCCCGCCUGGUGGGCCUGAUAUUGCUCCCGUCGGCCUUCAUCUGCAUGAUCUCCAAUCUGCUGCUCUUCUUCCCUGAUGGCCAGAGACUGCAGAGUGGCAAUAUCUCCCUGCAGGUCUGGCUCUUGGGGGGGUUACUCGGGGGAGGCCUCUUUAUGCUGUGCCCGAGCUUUUCGGCAAUCAGGGCAGGGGGCAAGGGUUGCUGUGGACAAGGCUGCUGUGGCAAUCGCUGCAGGAUGAUAAACUCAGUCUUCUGCUCUGCCCUCGGUCUUGCUGGGUCGAUCUACUGCAUCUGUGUGGCCUCUGCCGGGUUGGCAGUUGGACCUAAGUGCCAGGUUAAUGGAGAAUGGAAAUACCCCUUUGAGGACACGAGCACGUAUAACGGCAGCUACCUUGUAAACCAGACCCUGUGGUCAAUCUGCAAUUACCCUAAAGAUAUGGUACUGUGGCACAUCGUGUUGUUCUCCAUACUGCUGGGAAUGGGCUUGCUGCAGGUUGUGCUCUGUGCCAUCCAGGUGAUCAACGGCCUCAUGGGAUGCAUCUGCGGUGACUGUCGAAGCAGCAAUGAUAGUGACAGCGGACUGUGAAGGCGAGGAAGCCAACCCUGCAGAAACCGUCCGUCACCAAAAAAUUGCUUUUUAUUUGUUUCAUUCUGCAAAAAUGUCCACCCUUUACUCCAUUUUGUAAGUUUUUAUUUUUUUCAUGUGCAUCGCCUGCUGUGUUUUACGGGCAGACAAUUAUUGAACCUAAUAAAGACUCCACAUGUUAGAAUGAAA